UUCAUUCUUGGAUUGGAUCUCCAAAGUCAUGAAUGGGAGUCAGCACAUCUGGAUCCUCAAUGGCAUUUCCAUCAUGCUGACAUCCGGAGCUCUGGCGGGUUCCCUUCUCCAAAAUGUGGCAUGGAAGAAAGAAGCUGUCCAGUCUUCACAAGGCAACUGGGCUGCUGCCGGCCGGGCAGUUGACGGGAACACAGACGGGAGAUUUCACAAGGGGUCCUGUACCAGCACCGAAGAAGAGUCGGAUCCUUGGUGGAGGGUGGACUUACAGAAUGCGUACAAAAUUAAUGCUAUAACGAUAACCCAGAGCGAUUCAAGUGAGAACUUGCUGAUUGGUGGUGAAAUCUGGAUUGGAAACUCAAUAGAAGCCAACGACACCAAGAACGUCAGGUGUGCGGUCAUCGCCGACAUCCCGGCUGGACUCACGUUCCACUUUUCAUUCAACGCCAUAGAGGGACGCUACGUCACUGUGCGUCUCCCGGGAGUCCUGAAGACUCUCCGUCUCUGCGAAGUUGAGGUGUUCCCCACCGACUAUGGAGCACCAGAUUUAGUAUACCUAUUUAGUAUCAAUGGAUACAUCAGAGAUGGUCUGGAACCAGGCCUAACUGUCUGGAGUUAUUCUUAUCUUAGACAUUGUUCUUCUGUAAAUACCCCCUCAUACCAUGGAUGGCCACGCUUGAUGCACCGUUACGAUGACGGACAGUUUGGAAUCAAACCUAACCAAUCGGUCCGUUUCUGUUUUCAAGUGCAUCCUCUCCCCAAUGUGGCCAUGAAAGGAGGCGCCGCCCAGUCAUCGACGCUCCCGUUCGCCGCCGCCUCCAGAGCCGUCGACGGGAGACGGGACUCGUUCUACAGCGCCGGGUUCUGCAGCCACACCGCCGAGAACGAGGCCGGUCCCUGGUGGAGGGUGGACCUGCGGCGAACACACAUCGUCAGAUUUGUUAAGGUCACGAAUAGAGGGGACUGCUGUGCCGAGAGACUGGAUGGGGCCGAGAUCCGGAUCGGGAACUCGCUGGAGAACAACGGGAACAACAACCCCAGGUGUGCUUCCAUUUCCCACAUCAGAGCAGGUAAAACCAACACGUACCACUGCGCUGGAGGCAGCAUGGACGGCCGCUUCGUGAACGUGGUCAUCCCCGGAGAGAGAAAGACCCUCACCCUGUGCGAAGUGGAGGUGUAUGCCACCCCGACAGGCCAGUCGUGGGGUUUGUCCAUCUUCGGGGGGUCCCAUCAUGCCGUCGGUGGGUGUCGAAGUGGACAAUAUUGGGGCAUAUGCUGCAGCGAAACCUUCCUUCAGGUCAAACCCUGGUGGCAUCUAGACUUGUUAGCCGUGCACAAGUUCAGUGCUGUCCGCAUCCUCAACAGGCGCGACUGUUGCGCCACUUGGCUCAACGACGCAGAGAUCCGGAUCGGCAACUCCGAUUCGCGCUAUCGUACCACAAACCCCCGAUGUGGCUCUAUCUCCUCAACGGGGGACACGUCAACGUUCACCUUAGAUUGUGCAGGCAUGGAAGGUCGCUACGUCGCAGUUGUCAUUCCGAAAUUUGGCAUGUUGACAAUGUGUGAAUUCGAGGCGUUCGCUUCUCUGGCAGAGCCGGCCGCCGCUCCCUUGGCGCCCCCGGCCCCCGCGGCUCCGCCUCCUCCCUCUGAGAGCGUGCUGCUGAACGGCAGGCACGUGACGGUGGUGUCGGCGAGGCUCUGCUGGUCCGACGCUCUGCUCUUCUGCAGACGUCACCACUGGGACCUGCUCAGCCUUCGCAGCCGGGGGGAGCAGAGCGAGGUGGGGCGGCUGCUGAGCAGCGCCGCUUUCCCCCUCACGGACCACGUCUGGCUGGGGUUGCGCAGAUACCUGAUGCGGGACAUGUGGUUCUGGGUAUCCGGCGACGCCAUGAGAUUCACCGCGUGGCCUCGGGACGCAGCCCCUCACCGGUACGCUCAGCCCUGUGGAGGCGUGGCCAGAGGAGAGCACUUGCAGUGGGAGGACCAGCCUUGUGACAGGCGCCUCAACUUCCUCUGCCAAUCAGGUGCCGAGUGGGGAGCACAAAAGGUGUAUUUCCAAGCCACGCGUCCCGAGUGA
This is a messenger RNA of Cyclopterus lumpus (lumpfish), 2074 nucleotides long. RefSeq lists its product as uncharacterized. Lineage: Eukaryota; Metazoa; Chordata; Actinopteri; Perciformes; Cyclopteridae. The coding region runs from base 29 to 2074 and encodes 681 amino acids. The transcript has 11 exons. The record is from RefSeq and is a predicted model, not a curated record.